Cyclopterus lumpus (lumpfish) is the source of this 2418-nucleotide messenger RNA. Its product is annotated as protocadherin alpha-8-like. The record is from RefSeq and is a predicted model, not a curated record. The transcript has a single exon. NCBI's taxonomy places the organism in Eukaryota, Metazoa, Chordata, Actinopteri, Perciformes, Cyclopteridae. Gene Ontology annotation, cellular component: plasma membrane. Gene Ontology annotation, molecular function: calcium ion binding. Gene Ontology annotation, biological process: homophilic cell-cell adhesion. The coding region runs from base 1 to 2418 and encodes 805 amino acids.
AUGAUGGGGACCGACAGAAAAGGUGGAAAAAUGGAGUACUACAUUUUUGUGUUUCAAAUGGCUCUAUUACUUUUCAUCGGAAAGCAGGCUUUUGCUCAGAUACGAUACUCUAUUCCAGAGGAGGCGAAAGAAGGAACCGCUGUUGGAAAUGUUGCGAAGGAUCUCGGCAUUGAAAUUACCUCGUUAUCUGACCGGCGGUUCCGUGUUGUUUCUGGAUCAAAGGAGACAUUUUUUGAGGUGAAUCAGGACAAUGGGGCUCUGUAUGUCCACAGGAAAAUCGACAGAGAGGAACUGUGUCACGGUGGUGGUGCAUGUCUAAUGGAGCUAAAAAUCCUGGUUGAAAACCCCUUGGAAAUGCACUAUGUAGUUGUAGAAAUUACAGAUGUCAAUGAUCACUUUCCUAGUUUCCCCGAAAAAGAACAGACAUUUGAAAUAUUUGAACAAACAUUACCAGGAAGGCGAUUCCAACUGCACGCUGCUCGUGAUCCCGAUGCUGGAAUUUACUCUAUUCGUACAUACACUUUAACGGCAAACGAUUAUUUUGAAGUAGACAUCCGUCAAAGUGAUGAAGACAAAAUUCCAUUUUUAGUGCUGAAGAAAUCGGUCGACAGAGAACAAAAGAAUAAACAUGCAUUACUGGUUACAGCAGUUGAUGGAGGUAAACCUCCAAAAUCUGGGACACUAAAUGUUUCUAUUAUUGUUCUUGACAGUAAUGAUAAUCGUCCGAUGUUUAGUAAGGAGAUUUACCAAAUUACAAUACCCGAAAAUGUCGUCGUCGGUACUUCAAUAUUUAAAAUUAAUGCAACAGAUGCUGAUGAAGGCACCAAUAGCGAAAUUGAAUACAGCCUUGGAAAAACUUUGAAGAAAAAAGUAUAUGACAUUUUUGAAUUAGACAAAUUAACUGGAGAACUCAGAGUAAAAGCAGUAGUGGACUAUGAAGAAAACGACGUUUAUAAACUUGAUGUUGAGGCAUCAGAUAAAGGAACGCCUCCACUGAUAGGUGAGUGUAGAGUCAUAAUAAAGAUUAAAGACGUCAAUGAUAAUGCACCAGAAAUAGAUGUGACCUCACUGUCAAAUAUAGUGUCUGAAGACUCCAAGCCUGGCACAGUCAUUUCAUUGCUUAGUGCUGUGGAUAAAGAUUACGGCGUCAAUGGAAAAAUUAUAACAAGCAUAACAUCAGACGUGCCUUUUGAAUUAAAACCUUCUUAUAAGGAAAACAUAUAUUCAAUUGUCACUAAAGGAUUUCUGGAUCGAGAGAAGGUGUCACAUUAUGAAAUAACAAUAAAAGCCACUGAUUGUGGUGAACCUCCCUUAUCUACUGUUAAAACAUUGAGUAUUCAGAUAUCAGAUGUAAAUGACAACAGUCCACAUUUCGACCAAAAUCCAUUACAGUUUUACCUGAUAGAAAAUAACAUCGCUGGAAAGACAAUAUUAUCUGUAAGCGCUACGGACAAAGACGUGAAUGACAAUGCAGCGAUUUCUUUUCAUGUAGUUAGAGGAGCAACUGAAAAUGAUAUAACAUCUUUUCUGAAUAUAAACUCUGAGAAUGGAGAUAUUUUGGCUCUAAAAAGUUUUGACUUUGAAACCCUGAAAACGUUCCAGUUCCAAGUUGUCGCCUCAGAUUCUGGAACUCCGUCACUAAGCAGCAACGUCACAGUGAACGUGUUCAUUCUGGAUCAGAACGACAACGCUCCAGUCAUCCUGUAUCCAGUCAGCUCGAACGGUUCUGCUGAAGGUGUGGAGGAGGUUCCCCGCAAUGUGAACGCAGGACACUUGGUGACUAAAGUCAGAGCCUAUGACGCUGAUAUCGGAUAUAACGGCUGGCUGCUGUUUUCACUGCAGGAAGUUACUGACCACAGUCUCUUUGGGUUGGACCGCUAUACAGGACAGAUCAGAACACUUCGCUCAUUCACAGAGACAGACGAGGCGGAGCAUAAACUGGUCAUACUGGUGAAAGACAAUGGGAACGUGUCACUCUCAGCAACAGCGACUGUGGUUGUCAAAGUUGUGGAGCCCAAAGAGGCUUUUGCUGCUUCUGAUGUUAAAAGUGCAACAAAGGAUGAGGAGGAUAACAAUGUGACUUUUUACCUGAUGAUAACUUUGGGCUCAGUUUCAACACUUUUUCUCAUCAGUAUCAUCGUGCUGAUUGCAAUGCAGUGCUCUAAAUCCACAGACUACACUUCAAAAUAUCUACAAGAGACUAAUUAUGACGGGACCCUGUGUCACAGCAUCCAGUACAGAUCUGGAGAGAAACGCUACAUGUUAGUUGGACCCAGAAUGAGUAUAGGAUCUACUAUAGUCCCGGGCAGCCACGCGAACACACUCGUGCUCCCUGAUAGGAGACAUACUUCUGGAGAGGUAAGAAAUAUUGGAAGAAUCUAUUUUCUUCUCUGUUCGUUUUUUUCAUUUUUAAUCUGA